AUGCCUCCUAAAGGAACCAAACGGAAAGCACCGUUGGUUGCUUCGAACCCUAACGUGAUCGCGAAUUUACCGGAGAGCAGUGCUAAGAAGGCAAAAAGAACGGCGACGGGAACAGCAACUAAGAAGAGUGAAGAAAAGAGGACUUUCAAGUACUCGAACAAGGAUAGUCUGGAAAAGGAAUUUCCUAAGAUAGUCGCUUGCAAAUGGCCAAUCGCGGAGGCCGAAGAAUAUGAAGGGGAAUCUGAAGAUGAGGGAUCCGAUGAGGGAUCCGAUGAGGAGGAAUCUGCAGAGCCAGAAGAAGGCACGGAGAAAGAGAAGCUCCCAGGUCUGGAAGAUGAGGAGAAGAUUACGACUCAGGCGCAAAUCGAUGUCUAUGGUGAGAAUAACAGGAAUGCAUAUCUCCCUAGCGUCUUCAAAGCCGGGCAUUGUGUCACCCGGAGUGGUGUUGACAGAUUUUUAAACAUUGUCAAGGAGUGCAAUGCCAGAGACCAGGACCUUUUUGACAUGCAUAUUUAUACUGAUUGGAGCGGCUGGGGUGCUACGGAGGUUUUGGAGAAUGCGCUUGCGGAUUUCAACAAGGAUCUGUUCAAGAAGAAUAUAUCCCCUCUUCAAAAGUGGUCACACCUCGAAGGAAUUGUGACAUGGCUUAAACUAGGAGACUUAUUCGCUCUAAUUUCGAAUGAGAAUGGCCCCGGUGUCGGUGAAGUAUUCGACAUGUUCAUCCCGAUGUACAUUACCUGUCUCGAGGUCCUUUCCGAACACGAUCUCGUAAAAAAGGAAAAUACCCCAGCGUUCAACAUCAAUACUAUGACCCUACUUCUUCUUGAAUUUUACAAAGACCCCGCGGCGGAUUUUGACACUGAGAAUGUGGAAGAUAUUGUCCUAGCUGCUGACUUGGCCGGCGUAAAACUCGUACCCCGGGUUGAUAUCAACAUCAGUCAAGAAGACAUCGAAAAUUGGAGGAAGAAAGGCCAGGUGAAUGAAGAUGGAUUCGAUGAAAAGGAAUGGCGAUCGAAAUGGGACUGGAAGAAGCUGUUCAAGGAGUUCAAACCAAAUCACCCGGGUGGCAGACGGUAUGAUAUUACCAAGAUGAGUGGCCGUGAGCGAAGGCAGUAUGUAUUGUGA
Glarea lozoyensis ATCC 20868 is the source of this 1125-nucleotide messenger RNA. RefSeq lists its product as uncharacterized. The transcript is spliced from 5 exons. NCBI's taxonomy places the organism in Eukaryota, Fungi, Ascomycota, Leotiomycetes, Helotiales, Helotiaceae. The record is from RefSeq and is a predicted model, not a curated record. The coding region runs from base 1 to 1125 and encodes 374 amino acids.